CACACACACACACAUAAUCACUUCUAGUCUGUGAAUGAAGCAGACUUACAGUAGACAGACUGAUCUGGUUUAAAGUAAGGUUAUAAAAUUAUUCAGUAUAAGAUCGGGAUUAGUAACGAGUGCAGAAUGAAGAUGAGUGAGGAAAUUUAUGUGAACACAGGAGUUACAGCUUAUAACACAACUCUCGCAGAAGAAAACAUUUAUGAAAAUGAGCUGAAAUUGGAGACUCGGUGGAAAAGAAACAAGCAGGAUUCUACAAACUCAGGACACAACACUAUAUGGAGCAGAUGUUACAAACUGACUGCAGUGUGUGUGCUGAUGCUGUGUGUUCUCCUAACGACUGCUGUCACAGUGCUGUGGAUUAAAUACUACAUCCUGAAUACACAAAACAACCAGUUACAGACCAGUUACAACAACCUGACUGUAGAGAUAGACCAGUUACGGACCGGUUACAACAAUGUCAUCUUAAAAUUUGGAUGGAGAGUUUUCAGCUCAAGUGCUUAUUCCAUUUCUACUGUAAAAAACUGGAGGGACACCAGACAGGACUGUAUAAAGAGAGGAGCAGAUCUGGUGAUCAUAAACAGUACAGAGGAACAGGAGUUCAUCAGUAAAUAUUUCAACAGUACUCAAGCUUGGAUUGGUCUGAAUUACAAAGACACAGAGGGGACAUUUAAAUGGGUGGACGGUUCACCACUGACCACUAAGUUCUGGUGGUCUGGAAAACCAAAUAAUUUGAACAAUGCAAGCUGUGUUAUAACAGGCUACACAAAGGCUAAGUUUAACAUCUCCUCCUGGGCCGUUUAUCCCUGUAACCUCCCUGUAGCUGGGAUUUGUGAGAUGAAAAUAUUUAAUAAAUAAAAUCAAUUAAAACAAUUGAAAGUCAAUGAUUAAAAUGAACAGGUUUAAAAAGAUAAUAGUACUUUGCAUGAUUAUUUUAAUUACUUUCCCACACACAGCAUCUGUAAGUUAUAAAAUAAAACCACUGAGCCAAAAUGUCUAACAGAAAUAAAGUUUGAAGUGUUAUGUGUUGAUACCGGAUGAAAUCUGAUACACAAUGCUGAAUAACUUAUGUGAAUGAGUUAUUAAUGUUUAAUAAUCAAGUUUAGUUCAAUCUCAUUUAUCAGACUGUUAUUAUGUACUGAAGAAAGGAAUUUGUUAUUUUUUUUUAUUAUGUAUCUACAUUUAUUGGAAAAUCAAAAAU
Tachysurus vachellii is the source of this 1201-nucleotide messenger RNA. RefSeq names its product CD209 antigen-like protein A. Bases 127 to 858 code for a protein of 243 amino acids. NCBI's taxonomy places the organism in Eukaryota, Metazoa, Chordata, Actinopteri, Siluriformes, Bagridae. The transcript is spliced from 5 exons. The record is from RefSeq and is a predicted model, not a curated record.